Knipowitschia caucasica is the source of this 2682-nucleotide messenger RNA. NCBI's taxonomy places the organism in Eukaryota, Metazoa, Chordata, Actinopteri, Gobiiformes, Gobiidae. The record is from the annotation of a GenBank genome assembly.
AUGGAAAAUAAACAUGUGUUUCACUUGAAGUUUGGAAAUAAAGCAUCAGCUGGAAAGAUGCAUUUGAAGAAUAGUGAUAUAGAUCAAUGGCGAAAGCGGGUGGAAAAAGCCUCAGAGUUUGCUGUGUCUGAGGUUAUUUCCCACAAAAAACCACAUUUAGGCUCAACUGACCUGGCCAUGCCCCUGCAAAGCUCUGCCCAGUUAAAGGAUCAUGACGAUGCUUACAUUGAAGCUCAGGCACUUUUAGGGGAUUGGCUGCACAAUAAAUUGCGUUCGGAGCUAGAGAUGGAUGAAGAUGACCCAAUCUUUCCUGCUGAGAAAAGCAGUCCUACUACUUUGGAUUUGUGUACACCAAGUCUUCCUAACUACACCAACUUUAAUGAUUUGUAUAGCAGUUUGGUAAAAGAGGAGGACAGCAGCACCACAAACUUCUUUUUACAAGAACUAAUGGAACAAGAAGUGAUCAACUCUGCAAUGAGGGAACAAUUAGCUUUGGAUGUUGGACAGAUAAGAAAGAAGUUCAGAAACCCAGCCAUUACAAUAGAAGCACGACACAAGCAGGUGCAUGAGAACAGGGCUCGACGAGAGGCUGAGAAACAAAGGCAGCAGAGAGAGCGAGAGUCUCUGCAGGAGGCCAAGGAAGAGGCCAGGCGAAGGGCGAGAGAGAUGGAGCAGAAGAGGAGGCACCAGGCAAGCCUACAGGAGCACAUGCUUCAGCAGGAGAUGGUUGGGCUGCGACGGCAAAUGGAGGAGAGGAAGAACAUUGCACAGCUGGCUCGACAGAGAGAAAGAAAGAAUGCAGAGAGAGCAGUGGCCAAAAAUGAACAAAGUGCCCCUCAAAUUCCUCCAGUGUGUCAGAAAAUACACCUGCAACAAGUAGAAGAACAGGUUCAGACACUGCUCUACAUAAACAACAUGAAGUGUCUGCAGAGGCAUUUCACUGGCUGGUUUUCAGUCGUGCUGAACCAAAGGAUUCGCAUGGGCAAGGCCAAGACUGUGUGUGAGUGGAGGAGAAAGCUGAGAGUGUGGCGGGCUUGGCGUGCACAUGUGUUACUGAAACAACAGCAGCGAGAGAUGGAGAGAACCAAAGAGACAUUACGGGCAGAGAACAGACUCUACCUUCUGGCCGUGCAAAGUGACAAGAGGCGGUUGCUGCAGCGUUUCCUGAAUGAGUGGCAGGUAUGGGCUCAGAUGGAGAAGGAACAACAGAAGCUUCUAAACCAGCAGCAGGAAACUCGCCGUAAGAUGACCGCCUUAAUCAGCGCAGCCACAAGUGGUAAACUCUGGGCUACACAAAACCCACCCGUUCUGGCAGCGAAGCCUCCAACAGAACCAGCCUUGGAAACUCAAGCUGAGCACAAGGAAUCCCACCAAAGUGAACACUCUGCAGCUUCUGAUACUCGUCUAGUAUCUCAGAAGAAAAACCCAGGGGCCGACAUGGCUCCUGUGACCCUGCCCACUGAGCCUUGGCAGAUAAGUCGUCAGCAUGUGGCCCCCACUCGAGCCGAGAUCCAAAGGGCACUGCACAAAGACAGGGAUUCAUCUUGUGUGAAAACCUUCACUACACCUGGAGCCCGCUUUGAGCACAGACACACCACACAACAACAGAUCAUCUCCCAGCAGAGGAAACUGCUCAAAGAACAGCAAGAGCAAAUCAUACAACUGAAAAAGGACCAACAUGUGAUGGGCUUAGAGCUGGACGUGCAGAAGACAGCUCAGCUCCUACAGAAAACAAGUGCAUCGGAUACUAGGCCGAGGAGCCUCAAGCCUGAGUCCAGAGGCCAAAGGGCACCAGAGGUUAGUGGACAGCCUGGCUCUCUCUGUGACCCACAAAAGAGAACUGUCACUCAGCAGACUUGUUCUCAUCCAAUCAUUGCUGCUAUGGAGGCACGAGCGCAUGAGCGGGCAGAGCGGAGGAAACAAGUCGAAGAAAUCAAGAGAAGGAAAGAAGAUGAAAAGUUGGCUCAAAUGAAAGCAGAAAAAGAGCAGCAGCUGCUGGAAGAGGAAGAGGAGAAACGCAGAGCGAUAGAGAGGAGGAGAGAGGAGAAGAGACUGGAAAGAGAGAGGGAAGAGGAGAAACAGAAGCAGCUCAGAAGACGACAAGAGCUCAUGUCUCUGGCCCGUCAACACUUCCAUCAAACCCUCCUACGGCGACGCGGAUUGGCUCCAUGGAAGCGCCUGGUUGAGCUGGCACAGGCCAACAUGCAGCUGGCCCAGAGUCACCGCAAUCUAUUCCUCCUGAGGCAGUGCACACUCAGCUGGCAUCACGCGACACGGGAGUCCCUGUCUGAGAAAGAAGCUGCUGCUGAUCAACUACACCAGCACUUUUUGCUCCAAAGAAGCUUAGGCAAUUGGAAAAAAUUAAUGGAUUGGCAAAUGGUCCAGAAGGAGAGAGCAAAGCAUUUCUACCGUGUGCGCACACUCAAGAGGGUCCUGAAGGCUCUGCUACAUGUUGUGAGUCAGGAGAGGCUGCUGGAGUGGGACCGUCAGGAGCUGGCUGAGAAACACAAUAGCAGACGGGUGUUACAGCGAUGGUUCCUGGCCUGGAGGCAGCUCCCUGUCCUGCUGCGGAGAGAAAGGGAGAGGGACCAGCGACUGGAAAAGUUGAGGCGCAAAGUAGUUGAGGUUCUUCCUGAUUUCUGCACCCGGCAAUCGCAAAGCAUGACUAUCGUGUCUGAUUGA